This is a messenger RNA of Nicotiana attenuata, 1444 nucleotides long. RefSeq names its product basic leucine zipper 61-like. The coding region runs from base 210 to 1127 and encodes 305 amino acids. Gene Ontology annotation, biological process: positive regulation of DNA-templated transcription. Gene Ontology annotation, cellular component: nucleus. Gene Ontology annotation, molecular function: DNA-binding transcription factor activity; DNA binding. The transcript is spliced from 5 exons. The record is from RefSeq and is a predicted model, not a curated record. NCBI's taxonomy places the organism in Eukaryota, Viridiplantae, Streptophyta, Magnoliopsida, Solanales, Solanaceae.
UGAUCAUUAUUGGAGAGAAAGAAAGGUGACAAAGUUUAAUUGCUCCUUAAUGAGACAAGUCAAAGUUAUACAUAUGGUCUCAUGACAAUGUCUAUAUCAUAAUUAUCAUGAAUUAGCUAGUGUCGUCUCUGUAUAUGUUCUUUUUCUAGUUUGGUUUUCUAGCUACAUUCUUGAAACUCCAAUUUUUCUAGCUAAGUUAGAAAGGAAAAAUGGCACACUUACCUCCAAGAGUACCAAACAUGACACCAAAUUGGCCUGAUUUUUCACUUCAAAAAUUGGACAACUUAUCUCCAAAUGCAACGGCUGCUCACACUAACCCAUUAUGGGCGGACGAAUUCCUCGACUUCUCGUCGAAACGCGGGUCCCACCGGAGAUCAAUGAGCGACUCCAUUGCAUUCUUGGAGACUCCAAUGGUUGAAGAAUGCAGGAGGCUAUCAUCAACUCCGGGUUCGGGUGGGACCAGUACUGGUAAUGAGGAAUUUGAGAGGUUUGAUGAUGAGCAGCAAAUCAUGUCCAUGUUUAACGACGACGAACACGACAAUAUUUCGUGUUCGAACCCAUCGUCGCCGUCUGAUUACAUCAACGUUAAUGAUGAUAAUAAAAAGAUGAAUGCAGCCGGCGGCGAGUAUGAUCAAAUGCAGCAGCUUAAUGAGGAAGUUCAAAGCUCAUGCAAGACUAAUGGGGAACCAGCAGCUACUCAUGCAAGUAUUGAAUACUCUUGUGAAAAGGUUGUUGAUCCUAAGAGAAUUAAAAGGAUAUUGGCAAACAGACAAUCAGCACAAAGAUCACGGGUGAGGAAACUGCAGUACGUAUCGGAGCUAGAACGUAGUGUUAGCACACUUCAAGCUGAAGUUUCGGUAUUGUCACCAAGAGUUGCAUUUCUGGACCAUCAACGUUUGGUUCUAAACGUUGACAAUAGUGCCCUCAGGCAAAGAAUCGCAGCCCUUGCCCAAGAUAAAUUGUUUAAAGAUGCUCAUCAAGAAGCAUUGAAACGAGAAAUAGAGAGGUUGAGGCAAAUUUAUUACCAACAGAACCUCAAGCAGAUGGAAAACGGUACACAAUCAAAGUCACAACCACCAGUUGCUGAUCACAGUGCUACUGAGAUGAAAGUACAACUUGUCAAUUAAUCUCUCCUUCUCUGAUCCUUCAGCUAGGAAAACUAGACUAUGACUGAUGCAAGAGGAGGGGCAUUUUCUUUAUGGGGAGAUCUGACAGGAUAAGAUCACUUGGAUCUCUAAAUUGAUCUCUCAUUUUCAGGGACCAAAAUGGUUCUUAUUUUACUGCUUAGGCAUUUAUGUUUUUUUUUCUUGUAAUGUUUAAUUCAUUUUUCCUUCAACUAUCAACAAGAAAUAUAAUAUUAUUGGAAGGGCAAGUGGAAUUUUGUCAGGACAAGCGAAAAGUCAGAACUGUUAAAUACAUUGUUUGUCAUUAUACUUUUACUUAA